AUGUCCUCCCAACCGCCGCCACGGGGCUACAUCGACCCCAACUUCCCCAACCCGGGAGGCCCAGACGACGCCAGCAUAAUAAUCUACGGAUACACGCCCUCCAUCGUCGUCGGCGUGCUGGGUUGCGUUCUCUUCUUCCUCGCGGGCAUCCUGCACGGAUGGCAGCUGUUCAAGUACCGCGCAUGGUACUUCAGCACCGUCAUGGUCGGGAUAAUCUUCGAAAUCGUCGGUUACAUAUUCCGCAGCCUCUCCUCGCAGCUCGACCCCUACCGCGUAACCUUCUUCGUCAUACAAUACUUCUUCAUAGUCGUGGCCCCCGUCUUCUUCGCCGCCGCCAUCUACACCAUCCUCUCGCUCCUCAUCAAUGCCACAGGCCGGCACUACGCGCCCAUCCCGCCCAAGCUCAUCCUCUGGAUCUUCAUUUCGUGCGACGUCGUCGCGACCGUGGUGCAAAUCCUCGGCGCCGCGCUCAUUGGCGUCGCGGAAUCGAACCGCAAGGAUCCCACGACGGCGAAUAAUAUUCUGCUGGCGGGGCUGGCGUUCCAGGCGUUUACGUUUCUGGUAUUUAUUGGCCUGUUUGUGGCGUUUGUGUGGAGCGCGAGGGGGGUGAUGUUUAAAGUCGUGAGGAAGAGUUUCUAUACGAGUUUUAGCAUCGCGGUGGUGUUAAUGUAUUUGCGGGUGUGUUUUAGGCUGGCGGAGACGGCGCAGGGGCUGUAUGGCGAUUUGAAUACGCAUGAGGUGUAUUUUGGGUGUUUGGAGUUUGCGCCCGUUGUGGUGGCGGUGUGGUUGCUGGCGGUUUGGCACCCGGGGAGAUGUGUGCCGCGGGCGAGAGCGGUGAUCGAGGACAUUUGA
Molecule: messenger RNA, 852 nt
Organism: Trematosphaeria pertusa
Lineage: Eukaryota; Fungi; Ascomycota; Dothideomycetes; Pleosporales; Trematosphaeriaceae
Product: RTA1-domain-containing protein
Exons: 2
Coding region: 1-852 (283 amino acids)
Cellular component (GO): membrane
Source: RefSeq, a predicted model, not a curated record